GAGGAAACCAACUUGUGCAACUUUUUCACUACGCAUUUGUUCCAAACGUUGAUUUGGACUUAAAACUUUGUACAAAAUGGGGAAAGCUAGCAAAGCUACGAAGAAGUUUAACAAAAAUCAUUUAAAGGAUACUCUUCAGCGAAGAAGACAAUUGGCGAAAGCAAAGAGAAGUCAUGAAUCAAAAACGAAGAAAUCUCUACCGACUGAAGAUGGAAAGCGAACCUUCGAUGAUCCAAACAGACAGUUUCAAAGGGAAGAUGUGUCUGAGCUUUACGCUAAGUUAGAUCCCUCGAAGGCUGCCUCGCGUAAGAAUGAGAAUCUAGUGAAAAAGCAAGAGCACGCGCAUAUAGGCAACGGUAAAGAAAAGACGUCUGAAGACCAGUUUUCAGGGUACUCAAUAAAACAACUUGAAGCUGCCAUAGCACUGUGUCAAAAGUUGUCUGGUACUUCACAACCUGAUUCUUUAAUAUCGCAUGUACCUCAAGAAUUGAAUGAGAAGCUGACAAAGAUGGAUUUUGACCAGCGUUCUAUCUUUUUACAGGAUUGUCGGAAGAGUUUUGCCAGUUCCCUGUUAGAUGAGGUUAUAUCUUCUAGGGGCAAUAUACAGAUUCUAUCGUCUGUUGGGGAAGUUGUCUCACAUAUCAAAAAUUUUUCGUCUUUUCCACCUAAUUUUAUUGCAAAGACUUGUCAGAUAUUCAUUUCUUAUCCAGAUUCUCGUGAACAAAUUCAAACGAUUAUAAAUAAUGUCUGUAAAGCUAGUCCUUCAUUAAUAGUGGCAACAUUCCAACACUUCUAUGUUCACUUGUUAUCAUUCUUCAAAUCGUCACCGAGUCAGAGUGAAAGUUUGGAUACCAUUGAGGAGAUGCAAUUAUUUUUGAUUGAACUACUAUCCUUGAGCCCUGACACUUGCAAAAAAAUAUUCCUAAGCUACACACAGCAACUCAACGUUCAUUUGCAGAACUGUUUAAAACAGGCCGAUAGCGUAGAUGCUCAUAAAUUAAUUUAUAAUUGGCAGUUCAGUUUGUCUCUGCAGUUUUGGUCCGAGGUAAUUUGUCUUUUAUGGGAAGAUCUUCAAAUUAUUUGCAAAGAGAUUUCUCCCCAGCUGAUUAAUCUUAUUUUGGAUACGACGAGACUUAUUCCAACAGAACAAUAUUAUCCUUUACGGUUGCGCCUUCUUUCUUCACUAGUUCGGAUAUGUAGAAGCACUCAUCUCUAUAUCCCGUUGUCUUCACAGUUCGUUGAAAUGGCACCCUUCUUUUUAAAAAAGAGCCGUAACUUAACUCGUGAGGAGGAUUCAACUUAUAACUUUGACGUUUUAACGACAUUACAUAUCCCCAAGGAAUGUCUAGCCUCCCAAACCUAUCGUAAGAAUCUUAGGAAAACAUACCUGUCAAUGAUGACGGAGUAUUUUGCAACUUUUUCCAAUUCUAUCGCAUUCCCUGAACUAGCUGUUCCAGUUAUUAGUCAGUUACGAAUUUUUGUUUCUCGUUAUACUUCUGAAAAUAGUAUAUCUCAGUUCUUGCAGAAGUUAGAGGAUACGUAUUCGUUUAUUCAACAGAAGCGAUUAAAUAUUGAAUUUACUCAGAAAGACCAUUCACAGGUAAUUGCUUUUGAGCGGGAUCUUGACUGGCGAAGCACACCUAUUGGCAAGUCUGUGAAAUAAUUAUAGAGCCAACGUCUAUGGCGGAGGAAAUAACUUUGAAAAGCAAAAAGAUAAUAUUCUUUACCCGUUUAGAGAUACUAAAUGGAAAAAGGGUUGGGUACAAAAUCAUUAGGUUAAUAAGUAUUACGGAAUUUGGAAGUUAAGUAUACUAAUAAAAAUACAAUAUAAUAAUCAUUUCUAGAUGGAAUUCAAAAGCUUAAUACAUUCAAUUGUCUAAGAGUUAUACAGUC
Schizosaccharomyces octosporus yFS286 is the source of this 1893-nucleotide messenger RNA. RefSeq names its product Noc2p-Noc3p complex subunit Noc2 family protein. The record is from RefSeq and is a predicted model, not a curated record. Gene Ontology annotation, cellular component: nucleoplasm; Noc1p-Noc2p complex; Noc2p-Noc3p complex. The transcript has a single exon. The coding region runs from base 77 to 1663 and encodes 528 amino acids. Gene Ontology annotation, biological process: ribosomal large subunit biogenesis. NCBI's taxonomy places the organism in Eukaryota, Fungi, Ascomycota, Schizosaccharomycetes, Schizosaccharomycetales, Schizosaccharomycetaceae.